Messenger RNA from Periophthalmus magnuspinnatus, 840 nucleotides. It is a transcript of the gene psmb3, whose product is annotated as proteasome 20S subunit beta 3. The transcript has 6 exons. Gene Ontology annotation, biological process: proteasome-mediated ubiquitin-dependent protein catabolic process. The coding region runs from base 139 to 756 and encodes 205 amino acids. Gene Ontology annotation, cellular component: proteasome core complex, beta-subunit complex; proteasome core complex. NCBI's taxonomy places the organism in Eukaryota, Metazoa, Chordata, Actinopteri, Gobiiformes, Gobiidae. The record is from RefSeq and is a predicted model, not a curated record.
ACGUAUAACAUUAUGCUAGUUUGACUUCCGUAUUUCUAAAUCGUGUAGUCACUCUCCAAUGCUAGCAGCAGCUUUUCAUUUAAGAUCUUAAAAUAAACAGGAUUUUAGAUAUAGGGAACACAACACACAACUGCCAAAAUGUCUAUUAUGUCAUAUAAUGGGGGGGCUGUGAUGGCCAUGAGAGGAAAGAAUUGUGUGGCCAUUGCAGCGGACCGAAGGUUUGGGAUCCAGGCGCAGAUGGUCACUACAGACUUCCAGAAAGUGUUUCCAAUGGGAGAGAGACUGUUUAUCGGGCUGGCUGGACUGGCUACUGAUGUACAGACAGUAGCUCAAAGACUAAAAUUCAGACUGAACCUUUAUGAGCUGAAAGAGGGUCGUCAGAUCAAGCCCAAGACUUUCAUGAGCAUGGUGUCCAACCUCCUGUAUGAAAGACGGUUUGGUCCUUACUACAUUGAGCCAGUGAUCGCGGGACUUGACCCUAAGACCAUGGAGCCGUUUAUCUGCUCUUUAGACCUGAUUGGCUGCCCCAUGGUGACCGAGGACUUUGUGGUGAGCGGGACCUGCUCAGAGCAAAUGUACGGCAUGUGUGAGUCGCUAUGGGAGCCAGAUAUGGAGCCUGAUGACUUGUUUGAGACCAUUUCCCAGGCCAUGCUCAAUGCUGUGGAUAGAGAUGCUAUUUCUGGAAUGGGGGUAAUUGUACAUGUCAUUGAAAAGGAUAAGAUUACCACCAGAACUCUCAAAGCCAGAAUGGACUAAAUCUUAUUUCUCCACUGUUUAACAACACAUACACGUUUUGUAUAAAAAAAAUAACAUGGCUGCUUGUACUGUCUUUUUUUCUUA